GGUCCUCUUUUUCUGGGGCCUUUCCUAAUUUCCUUCUUUUCCUUCUUUCACAUUAUCCCUUGAAUUCCUAUUAAUCAUUGACUACAAAUAAGGAAGAAUCUUCUCAAUGUAUCAAAAAAAAACAAAAAAAGGACGAACCUUCUUCUUAAUUUUUUCCAUCAGUUCAAACGGAAUUUGUAGCCAAAGAACCCCCCAAAGUCAGAAGUCAAGCCGUGAAACUCAUGCAAACGCGUUUAGGACUAGAACAAAAACACAAACACAUUCUAACAACAAUAGUUGUAAGACUUUGAAACUAAGCAUUUAUUUUCCAUCUAAUAUACAGAUUACUCUGAUCUGUAGCCGGCGAUGACGGAGAAGAAGGAGCAGGUCAGACCCUUUGCGCCACUGACCUUCCGGACUAGCAGUGAUGAAGAUGAAGUCUUAUUCAUGCACUCCAAGCACCACUCCCGGAAAAGAUUCAUCCUGUGCUGCGGUUGCUUAGCUGCCCUAUUGUUGAUUCUGGUAGUAGUGAUUUUAGUCCUCAUUUUCACCGUUUUCCAGAUUGAGGAGCCGAUGAUCCGGAUGAACUCUGUCACCGUCCAGACAAUGGAGGAGUUUCCCAACGGAACCCUCCGGACCGAUGUCAACGUGACCCUCCUGGCCGAUGUUUCUGUCAAGAAUCCUAACGCUGCAAGUUUCAGGAUUGCCAACACCACCACAAAAAUUUACUAUGGCAGUGUGGUGGUGGGAGAGGCCGGGCAAAUCGAGGGGGUGGCCAAGGCAAGGCGGACACUGCGGAGGAAUGUCACGGUGGAUAUUGUCCCUGAUAAGUUACGGACGGUUCCGAGGUUCAAAACGGAUUUCACUUCAAAGGCGUUAAACAUCAUCAGCAUCACCGGAAUUGCUGGAAAGGUGAAAAUUCUCGGAAUUUUAAAGAAAAAUAUUGUGGUCAAAGUAAAUUGCACCAUGACUUUCAAUGUUUCCAGCCGGACCUUUCAAGGGGCCUUUCAUGGAGAGAAGUCACCUUUCUGCAUGCCAUGUCCUCCUGAUCUCUAGAUAAAAAUAGUUUCUUAUUUUGCAUUUUUCCAUUUCUUAUAUUAGGUUAUGUGAAAACUAAUUAAUCUUAUAUAUUAUGAGAAAUACUCAUAUUUAAGUUUUGUACUCAUUUAUCAUACUCAACCCCAUGGUUUAUCUGAAGCAAUAAUAAUUCUCUAGGGAU
This is a messenger RNA of Rubroshorea leprosula, 1198 nucleotides long. NCBI's taxonomy places the organism in Eukaryota, Viridiplantae, Streptophyta, Magnoliopsida, Malvales, Dipterocarpaceae. The record is from the annotation of a GenBank genome assembly.